This is a messenger RNA of Sus scrofa (pig), 4785 nucleotides long. It is a transcript of the gene FBXO11, whose product is annotated as F-box protein 11. Gene Ontology annotation, molecular function: zinc ion binding; protein binding. NCBI's taxonomy places the organism in Eukaryota, Metazoa, Chordata, Mammalia, Artiodactyla, Suidae. The record is from RefSeq and is a predicted model, not a curated record. Gene Ontology annotation, biological process: regulation of apoptotic process; ubiquitin-dependent protein catabolic process.
GGCCCUCCCCUGCGCCCCCGGCCAGCCCCGCGGCGGGGAGGGACCGACUGGGCGAGAGGUGGCUCCGGCGGUGUCAAUGGCUCCUCCUGCCACGGAGCAGCAGCAGAAGCAACGGCGACGGGGCUGAAGAGGAGGAGGAGGAAAGGUUCCUUUAAGGAGGAGGAACGACGACGCCUCUUUUUCCCCCUAUCUCCUCCCUUCAUACUCAUUUCCCCUUCGCCGAGGAGAGAAGGGGGGGAGGAGAGAGAAGAGGCCGAAGAAAGAGAAAAAAUUCCUCUCAGAAAUCUCUUUCAGGGGGUGCGGGGGGGAGGAAGAGGGAAAAAAAGAGCCGGGCGCCCCCUGCUCCCUCCCUCCCUUCUCUCCUUCUCUUCUCCUCCUUCUCCCUUCCUCGCCCGCCCGCCCACUCCCCCCCGCCGCCGGAGACGCCGCUCGGGAGUCGGCGGGACCGGGGUCUGUCUCCUCUGCCGCCGACGCCGCGCUUCGCCUCGGGAUCCCCAGGCGGGCAGACGCCCUUUCUUUCUUUCUCUCCCUCUGCCCGUCUUUCUGUCUCCGUCCCUCGCGGCCGCCCCGCCCGGCGGCCUCGGCCUUCCCCGUGCGUCAGGCCCGCCCGCCCGGCCUCGCUCGGUCUCUGUCUGUCUCCACGGGCCUUUCUCUUGACUAGGGGUCUCGCUCGCCCCUCCGCCCUUACCGUCUCCCCUUCCCCUCUCCCCCUUUCCUUCCUCCUCCCCUCUCCCCACCCCCUUCUCCUACUCCGGAGCUCGCGGUGCGUGUGCGUGUGUGUGUGUGUCCCUCCGCCAAAGCCGCCACCUCAGCCCGGCAAAUGAACUCCGUCCGAGCCGCCAACCGGAGACCCAGGCGAGUGUCGCGGCCGCGCCCGGUGCAGCAGCAGCAGCAGCCCCCGCAGCAGCCGCCGCCGCAGCCGCCCCAGCAGCCGCCGCAGCAGCAGCCUCCGCCGCCGCCGCAGCAGCAGCAGCAGCAGCCUCCGCCGCCACCACCGCCGCCUCCGCCGCUGCCCCAGGAGCGGAACAACGCCGGCGAGCGGGAUGAUGAUGUACCUGCAGAUAUGGUUGCAGAAGAAUCAGGUCCUGGUGCACAAAAUAGUCCAUACCAACUUCGUAGAAAAACUCUUUUGCCAAAAAGAACAGCGUGUCCUACAAAGAGCAAUAUGGAGGGUGCUUCAACUUCAACUACAGAAAACUUUUUUGGUCAUCGUGCAAAACGUGCAAGAGUCUCUGGAAAAUCACAAGAUCUAUCAGCUGCACCUGCUGAACAGUAUCUUCAGGAGAAACUGCCAGAUGAAGUGGUUCUAAAAAUCUUCUCUUACUUGCUGGAACAAGAUCUUUGCAGAGCAGCUUGUGUGUGUAAACGCUUCAGUGAGCUUGCUAAUGAUCCAAUUUUGUGGAAACGAUUAUACAUGGAAGUAUUUGAAUAUACCCGCCCUAUGAUGCAUCCUGAACCUGGCAAAUUCUAUCAGAUUAAUCCAGAAGAAUAUGAACAUCCAAAUCCUUGGAAAGAGAGUUUCCAGCAGUUGUAUAAAGGUGCACAUGUAAAGCCAGGAUUUGCUGAACAUUUCUACAGUAACCCUGCAAGAUAUAAAGGAAGAGAAAAUAUGUUGUAUUAUGAUACAAUUGAAGAUGCCCUUGGUGGCGUACAAGAAGCUCAUUUUGAUGGACUUAUCUUUGUUCAUUCUGGAAUAUAUACUGAUGAAUGGAUAUAUAUUGAAUCUCCAAUCACCAUGAUUGGUGCAGCACCUGGAAAAGUAGCAGACAAAGUUAUAAUUGAAAACACUAGAGAUUCAACCUUCGUAUUUAUGGAAGGUUCUGAGGAUGCUUAUGUUGGAUAUAUGACAAUAAGGUUUAACCCUGAUGACAAAUCUGCUCAACACCACAAUGCACACCACUGCUUAGAGAUUACAGUAAAUUGUAGCCCUAUUAUUGAUCACUGUAUCAUCCGAAGUACUUGUACAGUUGGCUCUGCAGUAUGUGUUAGUGGUCAAGGAGCGUGUCCCACUAUCAAGCACUGUAACAUCAGUGACUGUGAAAAUGUUGGACUUUAUAUAACAGAUCAUGCACAGGGAAUAUAUGAGGAUAAUGAAAUUUCCAAUAAUGCUUUAGCUGGGAUUUGGGUUAAAAAUCAUGGAAACCCGAUCAUUAGAAGAAAUCAUAUUCAUCAUGGACGUGAUGUUGGUGUCUUCACAUUUGAUCAUGGCAUGGGUUACUUUGAAAGUUGCAACAUACACAGAAACAGGAUAGCAGGCUUUGAAGUAAAAGCCUAUGCUAACCCUACAGUGGUUCGAUGUGAAAUUCAUCAUGGUCAGACUGGAGGAAUAUAUGUUCAUGAAAAAGGAAGAGGACAAUUCAUAGAGAAUAAAAUCUAUGCAAACAACUUUGCAGGUGUAUGGAUUACCUCAAAUAGUGACCCAACAAUAAGGGGGAAUUCUAUAUUUAAUGGAAAUCAGGGGGGAGUUUACAUCUUUGGUGAUGGACGAGGCCUUAUUGAAGGAAAUGACAUUUAUGGCAAUGCAUUAGCGGGAAUUCAGAUUAGGACAAACAGUUGUCCCAUUGUUCGACAUAACAAAAUUCAUGAUGGCCAGCAUGGUGGAAUUUAUGUGCAUGAGAAAGGACAAGGUGUAAUAGAAGAGAAUGAAGUCUAUAGUAAUACUCUGGCUGGAGUCUGGGUGACAACUGGCAGCACUCCAGUACUGAGAAGAAACAGGAUACACAGUGGCAAGCAGGUUGGUGUUUAUUUUUAUGACAAUGGACAUGGAGUGCUAGAGGACAAUGAUAUCUAUAAUCAUAUGUAUUCAGGGGUUCAGAUAAGGACUGGAAGUAACCCUAAAAUUAGACGCAACAAAAUCUGGGGAGGACAGAAUGGUGGAAUUCUAGUUUAUAAUUCUGGUCUAGGCUGUAUAGAAGACAAUGAAAUAUUUGACAAUGCAAUGGCUGGAGUCUGGAUUAAGACAGAUAGUAAUCCUACACUAAGAAGAAAUAAAAUCCAUGAUGGAAGAGAUGGUGGCAUCUGUAUAUUUAAUGGGGGUCGAGGUCUCCUUGAAGAAAAUGAUAUUUUCAGGAAUGCUCAAGCAGGUGUUCUCAUCAGCACUAACAGUCAUCCAGUCUUGAGGAAAAACAGAAUAUUUGAUGGAUUUGCUGCAGGUAUUGAAAUUACAAAUCAUGCAACUGCAACACUAGAAGGCAAUCAGAUUUUUAACAACCGUUUCGGAGGCUUGUUUUUAGCAUCAGGUGUUAAUGUGACAAUGAAAGAUAACAAAAUAAUGAACAAUCAAGAUGCCAUAGAAAAGGCUGUUAGUAGAGGCCAGUGUUUAUAUAAAAUAUCAAGUUAUACCAGCUACCCCAUGCAUGAUUUCUACAGAUGUCACACUUGUAACACCACAGAUCGAAAUGCCAUAUGUGUGAACUGCAUUAAGAAGUGCCAUCAGGGACAUGAUGUAGAAUUUAUUAGACAUGAUAGGUUUUUUUGUGACUGUGGUGCUGGAACACUGUCUAAUCCUUGUACAUUAGCUGGUGAGCCUACACACGAUACAGAUACACUAUAUGACUCUGCACCACCUAUAGAAUCUAAUACAUUGCAGCACAACUGAAUUCCUUCCCUAAGGAAAAAGUCCUGCCAUUCUAACAUCGUAACUUAAAACAUUUUUUUGGAAGAUUUAAGAUAUUUGCCCAUGCUACAGGAAGAGACUGUAUUAAAAAUGGAUACACGAGGUCAGUUGACACUAUGAAGCUCAAGCUACCAAAAAGAAAGUGGCAAUAUAUUGACUCAGGAUCUCAAAGCUGGGUGUUUUAGCAUUACUGUGUAAAGACUUUUGAAGGGACAGAAGUGAAGAAAAUAAGCUGCAAUUUUGUACAGAUACCAACUUCUGAAAAAAAGCUGGUGUUUUUACAACUAGCAUUGAAUGCAGUCCAAUUUGCAGUAGUACUCUCUUCAAUAGACAAGCAGCUUUGUUGCUGCCUUUAUGGACGUGGGUACCAAUUGCUUUUGUAAUAUGGUAAAAAAAAAAAAAAUGUGAGCUAGCACUUCUGCGUUUCUUUUGAUUUUUUUAACAUGUAUUCAGAUUGAGAAAUAUGAUUUUAAUGCUUUAAUCUCAUGUAGUUUGUUUUUAAUUUCAAGCAAAAUCUUAUUGUACUUGAAUGUGCCCUGUUUUGUUAGCACACCUAGACUUGCUGUAACUGUACUCAUGUCCCAGUAUGUACGUUCUUUCUAUGAAAGAGAAAACACUAAUCUUAAAUUAUAUCCAGCAAUGUUUCUGGUAUCCUUUAAGAAAAAGUUAUUAUUCCCUUCCCUGUGCAGCAUUCAAAAUCACCCUAGAAAAAGUGAGUGUUUUAAUGAGACUUCCUAGGAAGGGAUGCACUGUAAAACAAAAGUAUUCUUGUAACUCAGUUUUGUGAAAGGUAAAAACUACUAUGUUUUAAAAGUACACUUUAGAAAGUCUCUUCAAAACAGUCCUGUAUUUGAACUCUGUUCAUAGUUUUUUUUUGAACAGUCUAGACAAACUGCUGGAAAUUAAAACAAUUUCCCGCAUUAAGCUGAGACAAGUAUAUAUACAGCCCUAUACAGUUUCAUAGUCCCCUCCCCAUUUAUGUGUAUUGGUGACAGUGGGUAUAAACAGCCUGAAAGUGUAUGCAUGUACCAUAACAUCUAGACUUAAUAUAUUGUGGAGUAUUCAAUAACCAUUAUGUAGAAGGUAGAUAAGAAUUAAAAGGGUUUAAUUUCCUAGAAAGAAAAUGGAAAAAUGGUCAUUUUUAAAAAAUAAAGUUUAUUAGAUCAUAA